Scatophagus argus is the source of this 6543-nucleotide messenger RNA. RefSeq names its product androgen receptor-like. Gene Ontology annotation, molecular function: sequence-specific DNA binding; zinc ion binding; DNA-binding transcription factor activity. The record is from RefSeq and is a predicted model, not a curated record. The transcript has 8 exons. NCBI's taxonomy places the organism in Eukaryota, Metazoa, Chordata, Actinopteri, Scatophagidae. The coding region runs from base 579 to 2885 and encodes 768 amino acids. Gene Ontology annotation, biological process: regulation of DNA-templated transcription; male gonad development.
UGAAACAGUAAUUUAUUGAUAGUCCCUAAGUGAGGAUAGAAGGUGGAAGGUGAACUACUAAGUCUGGGUCAAACUGACCCUGCUGGUAAACAGUGAACAGCACGUUGAUAAAAUACGAUCCAUACACCCUUUGAGACUGAUAAAUGCUUUAAAAUAAACCCUGGAGACACAAAGUACUUUAUAACAUAAAUGAGACGGUUUGAUUGUGUAUAGCCUACAAUAUGGCACGUUAAUAAUACACGUGAAUUCACGUCUCUUUUUCGCUCAAGCAAAGUGCCAGAUCUGAUGAUUUAACCAUUCAACGCACUGCUUUUAUUUCAGGGGGGGGGAUAUCGCUAGUCAGAUAGGCUGCCUAAAUCCUGUCCUGAAUUCACUUGUAGUCAAACCGAAGUUGUGCGCCCCUGACUCUUGAGAUCUCAGUUUAGGAGGAGUUUGUGACUCUUGAGCUCUCCUAGGACCUAAACGUUUUCCACAACGUGAGAGUUGGGUUGAACAGCAACAAUUAGACUACUGGGACAUGUAGACACUUUUGUCGUGCAAAGUUCUAGUCUCUCGGUCAAGUAAACACUUUCUGGGAAAUGAGCCAAACUAGCCGACAGUUAUCUUAUAAAAAAAAUUGGCCAGGGGUUGAGAAAUUAAAGACAGACCGCGUUGUGAACGCUCUCAGCAUGGCGCAAAACCCUGAGGAAAGUCGGAUCUGUUUCACCAAAAACUCAUCGGGAAACAGUUCCGGCAGGCUGAAAGAGACCGGCAACGCAGACCAGAGCACUUAUGGAUCCGGACACAUCAUUCCGCAAGCCUGUGACAUGGAAAAACACUUCUGUCAAACAGCUGCUCCUCAUGAGGAGUUGUUAAACGCUGGCUGUCGUGUGGGCGAGAGUCGCUCUUUUUCUGCCUGCGCCACAAUCUCAGAAACAGCCAGGGAGCUCUGCAAAGCUGUGUCCGUGUCGCUGGGACUGACCACGGAGUCCAAUGACACGAGCGACAUGGACGCUGCUCUCCCCCCGUGCGCUGCACAUGACCACAUACGAAAGGAGUAUUUGUUCGGAGUUGGAGCCGUGCCUCUGAACUGUCCCGGAGCCCGGGCUGCUGCCACCGAGUACAAGAGCCCCGACGAAGAUGACCGACCUCCACACGACCAGAAGCAACAAGUGGAAAUGUUUAAAAGUUCAGAGGCUGCUGCGCGUCUGCAGCACUUCACCUCCGCUCGGACUUCUGUAGAUGAGCAAAACUUCACAUUGUGCAAGGCUGAUGACACAAGUUCAGAAGAGGUAGAUCACCUGGACGCAGCGCGUGCUGCCUCUUGUCCUUAUUCCCAAUCCGCGCCAGGCAACUUGGCACACUUCGGCCAGGCUACGGAGAGGCCGUGCCGUGUCUACAACCCCCCCGAUGAAUCAAGAGACUUCGGGGAAGCCAUGGAGAACAAGUUCGGUGGUUAUCAGCCAGAGCAAUACGGCAUCAGAAUCAAAACCGAGGAGCCCGGACCUGCCAGAGCGUUGUGGGGCAGCAAUUACACCUUUAAUGAGAAGUACAGCUCUCAGUUUUGGGAUUCGCGGCAGUGCAUGAACGCACCAAGCACAGGAGCCAACACCGCAUUAUGUAAUCCAUAUGAGCGGAGCGUCGUGUGCCCCGACCAGUGGUACUCUGGCGGGAUGCUGAGGCCGCCUUAUCCCAGCUCCAACUAUGUGAAGACUGAAGUCGGCGAAUGGCUCGAUGUCCCCUACAGUGACACCAGGUUUGAGGCUGGCAGAGAGCACACAUUCCCCAUGGAGUUCUUCUUUCCACCACAAAGGACAUGCCUGAUCUGUUCAGACGAGGCAUCUGGCUGUCAUUACGGUGCUCUCACCUGUGGCAGCUGCAAGGUUUUCUUCAAAAGAGCUGCAGAAGGCAAACAGAAGUACCUGUGCGCAAGCAAAAAUGACUGCACUAUCGAUAAGUUAAGAAGAAAGAACUGUCCGUCCUGUCGGCUGAGGAAGUGUUUUGAAGUCGGAAUGACUCUUGGAGCACGUAAACUAAAGAAGAUCGGACAGCAGAAAAACCCUGAAGAGGAUCAUUCUGUUCAGGACUCCUUAGAGGUUGUCCAGAAUAUCUCUCCUAAAUCAGGCCUGAACUUCAACUCUCAAGUGGUCUUCCUCAACAUCCUGGAGUCCAUUGAGCCUGAGGUGGUGAAUGCAGGACACGACUAUGGCCAACCAGACUCAGCUGCUACGCUGCUCACCAGCCUCAACGAGCUGGGAGAGAGACAGCUGGUCAAAGUGGUCAAAUGGGCAAAAGGAUUGCCAGGUUUUAGAAACCUCCAUGUGGAUGAUCAAAUGACUAUCAUUCAACAUUCAUGGAUGGGGGUGAUGGUUUUCGCCCUGGGAUGGCGGUCCUAUAAGAACGUCAACAGCAGAAUGCUUUACUUUGCCCCGGAUCUCGUGUUCAAUGAGCAUCGGAUGCACAUAUCCACCAUGUAUGAGCACUGCAUACGGAUGAGACAUCUUUCACAGGAGUUCCUUCUGCUGCAGAUCACUCAGGAAGAGUUCCUCUGCAUGAAGGCCUUGCUGCUCUUCAGCAUUCUUCCAGUUGAGGGUCUGAAGAGUCAGAAGUACUUUGAUGAAUUGCGUCUCACCUACAUCAACGAACUCGAUCGUCUCAUCAACUAUCGGAUGCCCGCCAAUUGUUCCCAGAGGUUCUACCAACUCACCCGACUCCUGGACUCUCUCCAGAUGACAGUAAAGAAGCUCCAUAAGUUUACAUUUGAACUUUUUGUCAAGGCUCAGUCGCUCCCCACCAAGGUCAGCUUUCCAGAGAUGAUUGGAGAAAUAAUCUCAGUACAUGUACCAAAGAUCCUGAAUGGUUUGGCUAAACCCAUUUUGUUUCAUGAGUAUAAGGAUUUUUUUUAAAUCAAGAAGUGACUCAUCUUUGCUGCCUCCGUAAACUUUAACAGAGGGACUGUCUCCCAAAAUCUUCAGUCUAAUAGCUCUUAGACCUGUCCUGGAAUCAUUUUUUCCCUUUUAGCCAUAAUUGAGAUAGUUUGUUGAGAACUAUUAAAGCUUUUACCUGAGGCACUGCAAAACAUCAUCUGCUGACAGCUCUGCUGUUUCUGAGAGCAGAGUUUGUUUUCACCUGGAGCAGAGAUACUACUUUACAUACGCAGUAAGUCUGUAAAUCAUGAUUACAUCAACAUAAAAGUAGCAGGGUUAACAACACACACACUCACACGUGACCUUCAUUAUACAUACACUUGACGAAGUGUUCACGAUAACAAAAAGAUAAAACAACCAACUGCCCAAAGAUGAGAACUGGAUCACAGAAAGAUACACCUACUUUUUUCCAUCAACUUACCAAAAUCUGUUUAUUUAAGUGCUGCCUUCAGGUGCACCCAUGAAGUUCCUUCUGGUAAAAUUGAGAGUGGUAAAUGCAGCUUAGGAGACAUUUAAGUGCUUAAGUGCCUUAAAAUCAGAACUGUAGAUCUCAGAUUGUUUUUUUUUUGUUUGUUUGUUUGUUUGUUUGUUUGUUUUUUAAUUUUCAUAAUUUAACUUUAACAUCAGUUUUAUGAAGCUUUCUAAUGAAUGGGCAAAAUCUGGAAAUUCCUGACAUUCAAGAGUGGCUUUGCUUUGCAUAAAAUAUUACAAUGACAGUCAGUGUAGGAGUGGUAAACAAGCAGUUGAACUGUAAAAGUUUGACCUGAUGUGCUACAUUAUACUUUGUGUAUAGUUAACCUGAAUUAUAAUGAAACUGAGUGGAGUGCUAGUUAUGGAAAUCUGACUAUGUAAUAAUUAAACAGAUAACUGUUACUGCAGGGGUCACAGAAGAUUUGCUCUCAGUUGUGUUUUCUGCCUCUUUGAGGCGCAGAUUUGCUGCACAGCCAACUGAAGUGUUUCUCAAGGCAAUCGAAGGCAGCUGUAAUAUAUUUGCUUUUCACUAUUUGAUUAUCUGACAAUAAAAAAAAAUGUAUGGACCAUACUGUAUUCAUCCAGUAUUUGGACAAGUGUUGUAUUUGGUAGCAAGCAUACAAACAAAACCUCACUUUGAGUGUUAAGAAGAAUAUCUGAUCUGGUCUUUACUAUUUGUUUUUGAGUACUUCUGACAUACCAUACAUGAUCAGUAGUACUGUACUGAAAGUAAAGAAUAAUGCAAAAUCUCAGCUAAGAGAUUAUCACAAGAGAAAUGAACUGAGUUCUAUACUAUAAAACUGUAAACAGUAGUCAAUGAAGCACAUUGCAGCCAUCUCCAAAACACACUGCAUGUUUAUUGUCGCUCUGCACUUGGCACCUUUUCUCAUCACAUUGACAGCAAAUCUGUAGAGCUUUUUUUCUCAAUGUUACUAAUUUUACAGUGUUAACUUAUAAAUAUGUAGUGAGUAAACCUGUUAAAGACGAUACCUGAUAUGGGUAAAGUUUGAGAAAAUAGCUUGUGAAGAAAUAUUGAUACUUUAUUACACUACAGCUUCAAAGUUAUUAAUAAUUAAAUAAUAAGAUAAGACUUAACAGUUCAAUCCAAGCAAGGCAACUUUAGUGAGCUAACAGUAACUUAUAUUUUUACGUCUUGCACCAAGUCUGAAUAAUAAAUACAUUUCAAUUAAAAUGAUGAAAUUUUAAAGAAAUUGCAGCAGAAAUAAGCCAGACUACGUCUGUUUAGACGUGGUGCUUUUAGAAAGUAUCAAACUACACUCUGGAUUAUUUUUGUAAAAGCAAAGCAAAGCAAGGGCAUAUGACUAAUUAUAUGAGCUAGAAGCAAAAGAUUAAUUGAUAAAUCUACAACUGAGUCCUCUGCUAUAUUGGAAAGUGCAGCUCUGUACACAUCCACUGUCCCCAACCUGGUGUUGACAGUUUUGUGCUGUGGGCGGUGGGUUGCAGCAGUGGGGACUGAUAGACUUGCAGGGAAACAAGAACGAAAGCAUGGCAAUACAGGAAAAUACAGAACGAGGACUUGAUUCAGAGUCACAGAGAUCUUAAGCUUGGGCAGUAAUGUUCCAGCAGGACAAUAAACAGAAACUUAAUGUCAACUCAAAACUGGAAGGGCUUCAGAUGUUAAAGUGUUAAAGUCCUUGACUGGCCCUGCCAAACCUCAGAGAUGAAAGCAAAGAAAAAAAUCUGUGGAAUGCCUUGAAGAUAGCCGAUCACGGACAUCUGAAUAAAGCCGUUAAAGCAGCAAUUAAUUAAGAUGAAUACAUUUGUUAAAUUUGAAAAUAAAUAAAUAAAUAAAUAAAGCGAGAGGCAUUUUUUGCAUACAGCUUGGACUACAUGGUGCAGAGUGUAUAUGAAACAGCAUCUCUCAGUAAAUUAAGUAGAAUUGUAGCAAAUCAAUGUGUUUUUCACUAUACUAACAAAGACAAAACUUUAACUAUAACUCUGUAAACUCACCACUUUUUAACAAUUCGGCAUCUCUUUUACCAGCUCGUAGAUGCAUGCAUCAUGUGUUUGUAUAACCGUAUGUAAGUUUUAGCUUCACAGAAAGCAAUGCAUAGACAUCCAUGUAUUCCUCCGAGUACCUUUUUUAGUGUAUACUGACUGAUAAUGUCACCAUUGGUCAAUGCAUGCUGUCAGAGCGCAUGAUAGCAUUUUGUUGUGCAGUGUUAAGUGAUAAGUUGAUCAUAACAGUCAGGUUCACAUUAACCGAUUUGUUUGUAUGUGACUCUUUGAUAAACUUCAGUGGAAUGUUUAGGGUACUUUAUCUGCAUAAAUGAAUGUCUCCAUCUUUACUAUGUUAUAUCUGCUAUGUUAAAAUAAACAAGGGAGAAGAGGGAAUCCAGUAGCUAUGGGCAAAUACAGGUGAUACAUGAGACAUGAGCCCAACAAAACAGCUUAAAUUAUAGCCCUGACACGUCAGUGAGUGUCUGCUGUCAUUUUAGAAAGCAACAGUUCAGAGUUAAGUUGAAAUUCCACAAAAGUUUAAUUAAUUACAUAAGUACCCAAAUUAUGAGUACAGUAUUUGCAUGUGCAAAAACAGUAAAAUGAUUCAGACUAUAGGUAUUGUAAUGAAGCACAUGAUGCUUAAGUUAUGCAAAAAUUCAGAAAAAGACGUUAAACAAGCCAUCUUACAUUUCCUGAAUGCACUAUAUUCUAAGACUGUUGUUACACAGUUAAUAUUUUACUCUUUAUCCUUGAAAUUAACAUUGGGUCUGUAAUGUUGUAGGGUUUUUUUUUUGCUUUGUUUAGUUGUUUUUUGUAAUGGUGUUUAGCUUUAUUACAUAUUACACAUGAAGGCAUUACCUGUGCCUGAUAAUCGCACACCUCAAUGAGCCACAUAGAUGCCCAUGUACAUUUUUAAUUGUAAUAUGAUUUAAUCACUUUAGGCUGCUGUGUUUGUAUUAUGUCAGUUGACAAUAGCUGGUAUGUGCCCAGUGUACUGCAUAUUAACUUGGUUCUUUGUACAUGCUACAGUAAGUGUAUAUAUUGAUUAGUUUACUGUCUGUUUUGGUGUCCAAACACUCGACUUUUAAAGUCAUCUCUUGUAUGAUUUAUACCUUUUGUGGCCUGUGUUUUUCAAUAUGUGUGUUUUUCAAAGGUGUAAAGCUGCAUCAUCUUUUAAAGGCAAUUAAAAUAAUUCAGACUCUGA